Rubroshorea leprosula is the source of this 913-nucleotide messenger RNA. The record is from the annotation of a GenBank genome assembly. NCBI's taxonomy places the organism in Eukaryota, Viridiplantae, Streptophyta, Magnoliopsida, Malvales, Dipterocarpaceae.
UGAGCACCACCAGUUGAGGCAAUUUCCUCAAAAAAGCACACCAGUUCUUCUGAUCCAAAUACAUUUAGUCAGAUUUCCUUUCCAAAAUGAUAAAAAUGAUAGGAUUCAUUAUCUUGAGUCUUUUAGCCUCCUCAAUCCCCACACAAGCUCAACUUCAACUGGGUUUUUACUCCAAAAGCUGCCCCAAAGCUGAGAAGAUUGUGCAGGAUUUUGUCAACAAACACAUCCACAAUGCCCCCUCCCUAGCAGCAACCCUCAUAAGAAUGCACUUCCAUGACUGCUUCGUUCGGGGCUGUGAUGCAUCCAUACUCCUGAACUCAACUUCAGGUGGGCAAGCGGUAGAAAGGCAGUCCGUUCCAAAUUUAUCAGUUAGAGGGUACGACUUCAUUGACAGAGUAAAGAGUUUACUGGAAGCAGAAUGCCCUGGUAUUGUCUCCUGCGCAGAUACCAUUGCUUUGGUUGCAAGAGAUGCCAUUGUUGCCACAGGAGGUCCAUUCUGGAGAGUUCCAACCGGACGCAGAGAUGGCUUGAUCUCCCUACAGUCCGAGGCUAAUACCCAGAUCCCCGCUCCAUUAGACAAUUUCACCACUCUUGUAACUCGUUUUGAUAGCAAAGGACUAGAUAUAAAAGACUUGGUUUUACUAUCUGGUGCUCAUACGAUCGGCAUAGCCCAUUGCUCUGGGCCAAAACCGUUCAACUUAUCAAGGUAAGGGGUUAUUGUUAGGCUUUUGCCAGUAAACUGAGCCUGGCUUGAGGCCUGAGCACCCUGGUCCUCAAACGAACACAUUUUUGGGCAAGCUCAUAUUAGAAAUGGGCCAACACAACGUGUGUUUGGGGUUUGCUUUAUGGGAAUGAGUUAAGAGGCUAUGGGACCCUUUGUGUCUUUUCUGUGUAAUUAAAUCAGUCCAUUACC